This is a messenger RNA of Dentiscutata erythropus, 145 nucleotides long. NCBI's taxonomy places the organism in Eukaryota, Fungi, Glomeromycota, Glomeromycetes, Diversisporales, Gigasporaceae. The record is from the annotation of a GenBank genome assembly.
UGACGAUUCAAGCACGAUCCAGGAACGACAAGCGACGAUUCAAGAAAAAGCUGCCGUAUUGUGUGUACUGGCUUUACCAAAUCUUGAUCAUUGUUGCUGUCGUGGAGUUGCUGUUGAAAGAGUCUGUUAUAUCAAGAGUUAUAAG